UGGAGUUAUAAAGAUCUCGUUGUCAGCAGAAAAAAAUAAACAUUAAUUAAAAGAUCUCGCCGCCGUGUUGCCUCCGUCGUGGUCGGAGAAAUAAGCACGUUACAAACUCUCCGAUCCUUAAAUCAUUUCAGAAUCUCUCUCUCUCUCUGACUUUUCACCAUUCUGAGUUGUCUUUUUGUCUUUUCUCCAUUUUCCUUCACACCAAUUUCACUUUUCUCCUACUUCCUUCAAUUUUCCGUUGACCGAUUUUCAUUCACCCCUUCGCAGAUCUGAGACAGUGUGUUUCUGUUUGAGAAUUGAGGAAGGUUUCAGGCCCAUGAUAUUUUGAUAUCUCUUAUUGAUAGGAAGACCAUGGCACGCGCUUCACCGAUACUUUUAAUAUGUUUGGUUCUUGGUACUUCCUUUGCUACAUAUAAUUUGGUGACAAUGAUAAUCCACUAUGGAUCUUCAGAAAAUGUAGCUACUGAUGAUGGUGGUGGAUUGUUUUUUGACCCUAUUAUUGAGAUGCCUGAACACGUAAAGAACCGAAAAACAUCUAAAGUGCUGUUUCAUGUUGCUUUAACGGCAACCGAUGCUCCCUACAACAAAUGGCAGUGUCGCAUCAUGUAUUACUGGUAUAAGAAACAAAGGGGUUUACCUGGAUCGGAGAUGGGAGGAUUCACUAGAAUUUUGCAUUCUGGAAAGGCAGAUAACUUGAUGGAUGAAAUUCCUACUGCUGUUGUUGAUCCUCUUCCGGCAGGUCUUGACCGGGGAUAUAUUGUUCUGAAUAGACCAUGGGCCUUUGUUCAGUGGUUGGAAAAGGCUAAAAUAGAGGAAGAAUAUAUUUUAAUGGCUGAACCUGAUCACGUAUUUGUACGCCCUCUUCCCAAUCUGGCAUUUGGAGAACAUCCAGCUGCUUUUCCAUUUUUUUACAUUAAGCCUAAUGAGAACGAAAAAAUCGUAAGGAAGUUUUAUCCUGAGGAGAAUGGACCUGUAACAAAUAUUGAUCCAAUUGGCAAUUCUCCUGUAAUUAUCAGAAAGGAUUUGAUUUCGAAAAUUGCUCCGACAUGGAUGAAUGUUUCUUUGAAGAUGAAACAGGACCCAGAGACUGAUAAAGCUUUUGGAUGGGUGCUAGAAAUGUAUGCUUAUGCUGUAGCAUCUGCCCUACACGGUGUGAGACAUAUUCUGCGGAAAGACUUCAUGCUACAGCCCCCAUGGGAUCUCGAAACUCACAAUAAGUUCAUUAUUCAUUAUACUUAUGGGUGUGACUACAAUCUAAAGGGUGAAUUGACUUAUGGUAAAAUCGGCGAGUGGAGAUUUGACAAAAGGUCACAUCUACAAGGACCUCCACCAAAAAACUUGCCCUUACCCCCUCCAGGUGUUCCUGAAAGUGUGGUGACUCUUGUAAAGAUGGUGAACGAAGCUUCUGCUAACCUCCCCAAUUGGGACACAUUGUAAAUAUUUUGUUUUAUUCAUCUUUAUAUUGAAAGUCCAUGUUUUCAUAGAUAAAAAAAGUGUAGACAUCGAGCCAAUAAUUUUUAUUUGUCUUCCUUGUUAGUAGUAGAACCAUAGAUCAAUUUGUACUACAACCAUACACCUUCUAUUCGACAAUUUGAAUGAAGGAUUAUAUAUUUCUUUUUGGGUGAAAUUUUAGAUCAUAUUUGGGCUCGUACCACAAUCCGAGAUAA
Cicer arietinum (chickpea) is the source of this 1667-nucleotide messenger RNA. RefSeq names its product hydroxyproline O-arabinosyltransferase RDN2. Gene Ontology annotation, molecular function: glycosyltransferase activity. The record is from RefSeq and is a predicted model, not a curated record. NCBI's taxonomy places the organism in Eukaryota, Viridiplantae, Streptophyta, Magnoliopsida, Fabales, Fabaceae.